GACCCGGGUCCGCCGGAUCGCUGGGUGGGGGCACCAGACUGAGUCUGGGGCAAGGGGCGCGGGCCGGGGCGGAGGGCUCUGCUGGAGAGCUAGCAGGACGCGGCCAGAGGCCCCACCCCCGCUUGGGGCCGAGGGUGGGGGGACGGAAGGCAGGGUCUGGGGGCCCCGCAGGGUUCGACUUUCCCGCCUCAGGUUUCCCGAGCGCCAGCAACGCACUAGGCGCCCUGCAGCAGAAGUGGGCAGCGCCUGUCCUGGGCUCCGCACGUGGGGCGCGCUGACCUAGUGUUCACUUUUGUUACCUGCAUUCUUCCUAGGGUCAGCAAUGCAGCCGAGCAGCCGCGAAGCAACAAGGCUCUGCCUGUCGCCGGGCCUCAGUUUCCCCUUUGUACCACAAAAGGGUCACCAAAGUAACCUCACGCGCGUGGAGAAACCGUGGUGGUGCACUUGGCCCACCCGGCGGAGAUUUUCUCCGAAGUGCCUCUGUGCUUCUUGCUGGCGACAGGGCCGGGCUGGCGGUCCCCCAGCAAUUACGAUAUGAAGCAACUGAACAGACAAGCGAAACUGCAAAUCUUGCAAAAAGUGUGGGGUUUCGUGAAAUUGGCAUGACGAGGUACAAAUGAAGCCGCAGCUGACUACAGAGGAAGAGAACAUCACUUAGAGAGAAAUGACCGAGUCCUUCCAGAGAGAACUGACUACCAAAGGAUUCCAAAGCUGAGGAAGUGCUCAGCGGGUGCUUAUGGAUCAGACUUACCCAAAGUCCCAUGGCUGGGCGGAAGACGGUUCUCAGAAGAGACCAGCUACGAGGCAUGGAUUGCCGGGGGGCCUUUUUCCUCUGCCUGUGCUUCAUGACUUCUCAGAGUGAGACAAUGGACACAUUCCAAGAACCCCUGCGAUGCAUGAGGAAACUGGAGACCGUAUCCAGAUACCGCAGACCGGCUCCUUUUCCUGACAUCAUCCGGGACCUGGAGAAUAGCCUGUUGAACGCCAGCUUCAGGGGCAACAACCUGACCUUGCAGACACGCUCUAUCCAGUCACUGAUCUUCAAGCUGGGCUGCGGCUUCGCAGGCCUCUCACUGAACAGCACCACCAUGGAGGAGUACUCCAAGGCUGGGGUCUCCCACGCCAUGUACUUCCCUGCGGAGCUGACCAAAGACGCCUGCAGGGCCCGCCCCAGGGAGCUGCGUCUCAUCUGCAUCUACUUCUCCACAGCCUACUUUUUCCAGAAUGCCAACUCACUUGUGCUCAAUAACUACGUCUUGGGGGCCCAGCUGGGUCAGGGACACGUGAGCAACCUCAACGAGCCUAUCAGCAUCAGCUUCCAGCACAACCAGAGUCUGGAAGGCUACAUGGUGACCUGUGUCUUCUGGAAGGAAGGAGCCAGUAAACAUUACUGGGGGGUCUGGAGCCCUGAGGGCUGUCGCACAGAGCAGCUCUCACCUUCCAGGGUACUCUGCCGCUGCAAUCACCUCAGCUAUUUUGCUGUUCUCAUGCAGCUGUCCCAAGCCCCGAUCCCCAGAGAGCUGCUGGUGCCUCUCAUGUACAUCUCCCUGGUGGGCUGCAGCAUCUCCAUCGUGUCCUCACUUCUCACUAUCCUGCUGCACUUCCAAGCCAGGAAGCAGGGCGACUCCAUGACACGCAUACACAUGAACCUGCACGCCUCCGUGCUGCUCCUGAAUGUCACCUUCCUGCUGAGUCCUCUGCCGGCCACGCCCCCUGUGCCUGGGUCAGCGUGCACAGCAGUGGCUGCCAUCCUGCACUUCGCACUGCUCAGCUGCCUCACCUGGACGGCCAUCGAAGGCUUCAAUCUCUACCUGCUCCUUGGGCACGUCUACAACAUCUAUAUCCGCCGAUACUUGCUCAAGCUCUGUGCAGUGGGCUGGGGGGUCCCAGCCCUGCUGGUCCUGCUUCUUGUUGUUGAGAGCUCAGCAUACGGACCCUGCACAAUUCCAGUCUCCAGCAGCCAGGAAAAUGGCACAGGCUUCCAGAACAUGUCCAUGUUUCUUCCUCUUCCUGUGGUUCUGCUCCCAGAGGCGCCGCUCCGAGGCAGAGAUGGAGACAGAGAUGGAGAGGUUCAGCUCCUCCCAGACGAUGCUGUAGUCUGCGCCUCCUCGCCCAGAAGACCUCCUCUCUCUGGCCGCCUGCAGCCCGAGGCUCUGGGCUCCCCCAGGGAAGGUGGAAGGCCAGCUGCUGGACACCAGGGGCCCCUGUGGCCUCCAGGGAGGCUUUUCUACCUCCGUGGCUUCCCCAGGCCCAGAGGGCAGUGCGCUGCUCUGCCUCCCCUGGUUUCCUGGGGAUGGGAAGGCAGAGCCUCUUUCCUUGACUCCUGAGGAAGGUGGCCCGUGGCCAGGUGGCCCUCUGAUAAUUGGGUAGGUUUGAAUUGCUCCUGGUAGGUGUGACCGUAUGGGAUCUAAAACCAAGCUUAGGCUACAAUUGUGGAGAAUCAGCAUUGCCCUUGACCUCUGUCAGAGCAAGAGGGAGAGGGCUCCUAAAGCCAGCUCCAUUCCUGGGCUGCACACCAGGGGGAGCUGUUGGCCUGUGCACAGAAGCCAUUGGCUCACCGAAUCCUAUCUGGAAAUACUGCCGCCUGUCUGGGGAACAUGACACACCAGAUGGAGGGGUCCGGCUUCUGGGACUGCUCCUGCUGAGUGACCAAAGAAAGGAUUCUUGCACUGUUUGCACACCCAUUUCUCUUUUCCCAAUGCAGCUGUUUGCUCUGGGUCUUGGGGUCUUGGGCAUCCAUGGCACUAGAGCAGGUGGGCUGGGGGAGACGCUCAGAGCCCCGCUGCAGGCCAUCGGACAGGUAAUAACGACUGUGGAUGGCAUGGUGAGGGUCCUGGAGCCAGAUCCCUUUUCUCCUGGGGGUGGGGGUGGGGAUCCUCUGCUCUCUGUUUAUUUCUGGAUGCCCAUAGCCCUUGGCCAGCUGGUGAGUGCUGUAGGCUCUGGAACCCAACUGCCUGGGUUCAAAUGGCCUUACCAUUUGCUAGCUGUGUGACUGUGGACAGACCACUUAAGCUCUCUGUGCCUUAGUUUUCCCAUCUGUAGAGCAGGGGCAGUUGUGGUGCUGAUUUUGAAGAUGAAAAAAAGAAUCCAUAUAAAGAGGCUUAGCAAGUAGGAAAUGCUCAAUAAAUCAUUAUUAUUGUUA
Mustela lutreola (European mink) is the source of this 3142-nucleotide messenger RNA. It is a transcript of the gene ADGRG5, whose product is annotated as adhesion G protein-coupled receptor G5. The record is from RefSeq and is a predicted model, not a curated record. Lineage: Eukaryota; Metazoa; Chordata; Mammalia; Carnivora; Mustelidae. Gene Ontology annotation, cellular component: membrane. The transcript has 12 exons. Gene Ontology annotation, biological process: adenylate cyclase-activating G protein-coupled receptor signaling pathway; cell surface receptor signaling pathway. The coding region runs from base 762 to 2327 and encodes 521 amino acids. Gene Ontology annotation, molecular function: G protein-coupled receptor activity.